Molecule: messenger RNA, 231 nt
Organism: Ustilaginoidea virens
Lineage: Eukaryota; Fungi; Ascomycota; Sordariomycetes; Hypocreales; Clavicipitaceae
Exons: 2
Coding region: 1-231 (76 amino acids)
Source: RefSeq, a predicted model, not a curated record
AUGCCCAUGUCUAUCAUGUGUGAUGCGACGCGAAACCGCCACCAAGUAAUGGGGCCCAUUGAAACCUACUGCAUCACAGCAAUAUGCCCAUUGACACAACGCAAGCGGGCACGCUCUCAUCCAAACAAAAACUGGGCAAUCAAUCUCGACAGCCGAGGAAAAAAUUCGGCGAAUAGCUGGAUCAUUUGCCUUGCCGACAGAAAAUGUCAAUCAGAAAUGCUGCUGUUUUAA